CUCCACAAGUCCUUGAUUUUACAUAUUCGAUUGCCUGGUCAUUUGUUGUGAAAUAACGUAAAUAUUGCCGCGGGGCCUGAGGUUCGGGGCAGUCGCAGAGUUGCCGGAUCGCACAUUUCAACCAGAAAUGUGGCAACCUUGCAUUAGGCACGCCAUAUUUAGCAAGAAAGAAAAUUCGCGUAGUGCUCUAAAGAAUACCAGAAAAUCAAUAAGAAUUGCUGGUAAAAUUGGCUAAAAUCAGUGCGAGGCGCGUGUGACUUUUGUUCGGGCCAAAGGUUAGGGGGUUGUGGCCAUUUCAGCUGUUCUCGAGCGCCGCAAGUGCGACAACAACGUUGAAGAAGAAGAAAAUCAACUAAGGCAGUCAGUAAAAAUUGAAAUUCAACAUUAAAUAUGAAGGAAAUGGCGAGCACCAGCGGGAAUCACACCCAAUCUACGGAGGACACCACCUCCUCAAUAAUCACCUACAGUCCGAGCAAAUUCUUGACUCGCGUUGGGACUGGCAAAAACACAUACGCCACACAUACACACACAACAACAACGACGGCGGCGACCGCAACAAAAACAAACAAUACGCCAGUGGGCGGAGCAAGUGCCUCGUACUAUGUGGUGAAGGCCGGCUCCCUGGGCAGCGCAGCUUCCAUGACAGGAUCCAUCAAAGUCAGCUCGCCACCCAAGGCUCCGCCGGCGAUUAAGUCGCCGGCCCUGAUCAUCACAUCGCCCGCCACACCAACCGAGAGUUCCAGCACCAUUUCGGCGCCCAGCGAGUCCUCCUUUGGCGAAAAAAUGGAACACAGCUAUAUGCGAGAUCCACCGGUCCGCAGCGAGGUCAACAAUGGCCUCAUGCCGACCAGGAAUAUCCUGGUCCGACACCCACCGCAGUGUCCAAGUUGUCACACAUAUCCACAGCACGAGGAGUUGGCGGAAUUGCAGCAGGCACAUGUGCCGCCAUACGACGAGAUUGCCGCCAAAGAGGCUAUGAACGAGUGCGCCCGCAUUGCAAAGUACGUUAAGAACAACAAUUCGGAUGAACAAGAUUGGGUGGCUCGCGUGAAUCAAUUUGGUUGGACGCCCAUGCAGCAAAUGCUAUUCGAGAAGGUAUGCUCCAUUCUGGACCAGGAUCAGUUGGCUCGCCUGGCCAACGAUAAACGCCAGCACGAGGCCAUACACCGACGCGUGAGUGCAGACAAGUCCGCCUCAAGGAUGCGCAAAGCUCUGGCCAGCGUGGCCUGGGAGUCGCGCAUUACACAGUGGAUCCAUGCCCUACUUAUGGAGCACCUGUCGCCUUCGUACAUGGCCUCUUACCUGGAAAUUCUACAGACGCUGAAGACUAAGUUGCCUACUUUGAUCGACAAGAUGUUGUUCAGCAGACCGCUAAACAAUAGCCAGGAACUACUGGCACCGGUGAUGAAAAAGCGAUGGGAGCCGAACAUCUUGCCCAAAGGGCGUCAGCUUGCGCACAAUGCCAUCAUGGUGGUGCUGCCCACGAUGCCUACCAGCGGCCCAGUUUCGGACCGCAUGCAGAAGUGGUACCAAGCACUGGCCACCAUUACCCAGGUGGUGCAGAUCACGCUGCCAAAUACGAACAACAGAAUUGGUAAUCAGAACCUGGACCAGGUGGCCGAGACCAUUGUGUCCCUCACACGCGUCAGAAUUCACGAAUUGCGCACGGAUAAUCCAAAUCGUGGCAUCAUUCUCGUCGGCUUCAAUGCUGGAGCGGCCUUGGCUCUGCAGGUUGCACUUUCGGAAAGUGUGGCUUGCGUGGUUUGCAUGGGAUUCGCUUACAACACUAUGCGUGGACCGCGUGGAACGCCCGACGAUCGCAUGCUGGACAUUAAGGCGCCCAUACUCUUUGUUAUAGGGCAGAAUUCAGCCCGCACCAGCCAGGAGGAAAUGGAGGGCUUGCGCGAGCGAAUGCAGUCAGAAUCCUCAAUGGUGGUGGUUGGCAGUGCAGAUGAUGCUCUCCGUGUUCCAAAAAGCAAGCGGCGCAUAGAGGGCGUCACACAGACCAUGGUGGAUUCUAUGGUGGUGGAGGAGGUCUUUGACUUUGUAAAUCGAACCCUGAGCAAUCCGCCUGGACCCCGCAUGCCAACGUCGCUGAUGCACCAUCAAGGUUUCCAGCGCCAGCAGAAGCAGUCAACUCACAUCCUUGCCGAUGGAAAUGCAAACAAGGCUGUUCAGCAGAUGCGCAAGAGGAAGGCUGACGGUGGUCAGGACGAUCCAAUGGGUCAGCCGGUCAAGUCAAAGUUUGUGCCUCACAACCGCGUUCACAAGCCGAAGCCACCGCGCCUCAUUGAUCCGUUUGCUGCCAAGCGAAAGGUUGGAAGACCCCGCACUCGCCCUCUUCCCAAUGUCGGUGGCUCGGCUGGCUCUGGUGGCCAAAAAGAUGAUGCCCUGGACUACGAGGACGUACAAUCGACUGCAGGAGGAUCCGUUGCCAUCCCCAAGGUGAUUAAUCCAGGUGUUCUGGGGAAGCAGCUGCCGCCCGUCAAUCUAGCAGCCGGCACCAAAAUCAAGAUGAUUCCAUCCAACCAGUUUGUCCAGAUCAAAACGCUUCCAUCGCAGAGCAAACUCAUCAACUACACAAUGAACAAGGCUGGCGGUGGACCAGGAAGCACCGCCACCAUUGGCAGCAUUGUAAAGACGCUACCCAGCUCAACGGUUGUUGGCCAGCAGAUAUUUACGCUGAAAACGCCCACUGGUCAAACGCAGCAGUUUGCAACAGCGGCCCCAUCUACGAGUGCAGCUGGCACAUCGUCAUCCUCAACGACGGGACAACAGAAAUAUACGGUGUUCAAAAACGCCAAUGGAAUGACAAUGCUCAGCCUUACCAAAAAUGUGCCCACAACAACAAGCAGCAGCUCUUCGGGGAAUUUGGAUUUGGCCAACAUUAUCGACAUGCCGAUUGUUUUUGCCGACAACGAAGGCAACAUUCCCGAGCAUCAACAGGCGGAUAAGGAUGUUAAACCAGCCCCCAUUCGUCCCGCCAAUAAGACCCCGCUAAUAAUUAGCCAGAAGAUCAUUAAGGAGGCCAAUAAACCCCCAGGCAUUGUCACCAACAGUGGAAGCAUUAGUGGCGCCAACAAGCCAGGCAAUAUUGUGCUUAACAAGGGCCUCCAUCAGUUGUUUACCCCGUCGCCUGGAGGAACAGUUGCCGGACAAAAUAAAGUGGUAUAUCUCAACAGAAAUACAAUGAAACCAAUGGGAAAUAUGGUGACUGGUGCUCACCGCGUGCCCAUAAGGAUUGUGAGCAACCCAAAAACUGGAGCAGUGACGACCACGACAUCCAACAGUCCUCUGAUGGUGGAUCCUGCCACAGGAUCUCUGGUUACCGGUGUUAAGACCGUCAAUGUGCAGACCAUCAAGCCGACGGCAACUGGCCUUGCGCAAGGAACUCUCCGUCAAGCCGGCAACGUGGCCAACAAGACCUAUCCCCAGUUUCAGGUGAUCAAUAGCAACGCAAGGGGAACUCCAAAAACUGUUUCCAGCGAUGGCAAGAUCCCUAUACGUAAUAUCUAUUACCAAUCCGCUACCGGACUUAAGCAGGUUCCGGUGCAGAUGGUCGCGAAUCGUGUACCUGGCGGAGCUGUCGUUUCAACAACAACCUCCUCAUCUUCUGGAGCUUCUGCCGUGCGCCGGGUGGUUAACAUUGGUCCCGUUUCCAAGUUGACAGCCACAUCCACAUCAACAACAACUUCGACCGCGGCCUCUUUAUCUCAAAGCAAACAAUAGGUUUAAAACAUAUAUUGUUAUCUUGGUUAUUUUAAUAUAAGUUAACCCAUUUAAGGAUCAUAUCUCUGUAAAUAUGUUAAGAAAGCCAUAAAUAAGUUGGAAAUGAGGGGGUCUUGAACACUCCCCUUAAACAUUAUUUCAAGAAAAAUUAUUUCAUUUAAAUAAAAGAAAAAGAUUAAAGUAAA
Messenger RNA from Drosophila gunungcola (fruit fly), 3914 nucleotides. RefSeq lists its product as uncharacterized. Gene Ontology annotation, cellular component: NSL complex. Gene Ontology annotation, biological process: positive regulation of transcription by RNA polymerase II. The record is from RefSeq and is a predicted model, not a curated record. Lineage: Eukaryota; Metazoa; Arthropoda; Insecta; Diptera; Drosophilidae.